AUGGAAUUGUGCAGCACAGUGGUGAGCAGCAUGAUUGCUGUCUUCUUGGUUCUGCAUCUGGGUCUGAUCCCCAUUAUGGCUCAGCAAAGUGAACUACAGAUUGGGGUUGCAGGACAGGCAGUGAUCCUGAACUGCAGAGGCAUACCUCAUCACACAGAUGUGAUCUGGAAGUACUACAAGGCUGUUAUAAGGUUGUUUAGAGGUACUCAUUUGAAAGGCAAAGCCACCAUGACUGAUCGAUCUGAAAUCAACCCCAACACUAAACACCUGAAGGUGUUGGACCUAAGGCUCUCCGAUGCUGGCAUCUACACCUGUGAAUAUGACUCUCACACAGUCAGUAUCUCACUGCAUGUCUUUAAAUUGACGAUCUCUUCAGAUGGGCACUUCCUGCCAAAUGAAGUCCCUGAGCUGACUGUAAUGCAAAAUUCGUCUCAUCCUUUACCUGACCUCAAAAUCACAUUGUUUCACAGUAGCAAUAACAUAGUAAGACCAAAAGUCUCACAAGACAAGACCCAUCAAAAAUACAAAGUCAUGUUAAAGCAACUGGAGACUACGGACAGUGGGACCUGGAUAUGUCAUGUUCAUUCAGACUCUCCAUUGAUUAAUCAGAACAUCUCCUUUGACAUAAAGGUAUUAGGUUUUCAGCAUCCAGCCUUGGAAAGAAAGUAUGCGACUGUUAAUAGCACUGUCAUCUUGUCAUGGCAGCUGAACUUCCAGGAGAUAAAAUGGAAGGAAGGUUUCACAGGACAGCUGAAUUGGAAACAACAGGAAAGUGCAACCGCUUAUGAGCUACUUGAUUUCAAUGUCACAGCACGGGGAGAGCAGCAUGAGACCGAAAAAACCAGCCGCUUUCAGUUUGAGAUACCUGAAAGCAAACCUAAAAGCACCAUAGCAGUGAAACUCCCCAAAGUCCGUUUCGACCACUCUGGUCAGUACCAGUGUCAACUGGUGUACAACGGAAAAUAUGUGCAGAGCAAGACAGAGCUGGUGGUGAUGAAAGUCUCAGCUAACCCUGUUGGGCCACUCCCCAGAGGGGCCGAGACAACCCUGAUUUGCCAGGUCUCUAGUCCACUCCCAUCCAACGCCCACUUGUGCUGGGAACGUGUGAAUGGGACUCGGAUGGACAUCAAGAAGUCAAAGCAACAUGAAGCAAAGGUGGAGGUGAAUGUUAGUUCUGCAGGGCUGUGGAACUGCCACCUCAUAGAAGACAACGACAGGAAGAUCAGCCUUAAUUACCCCGUGGAGGAAGCUCCUGUUUGGAUUAGCUAUGUGGUAAUUGGAGCAAGUAUUGGAGGCAGUGUGUUGGUGUUUGGCCUUGCAUGCCUGUGCAUCAUCAAUGGUAUAAGUUGGCAGCGGAGAAGGCAACGGGCAAAAAGAAUGGCACAAGCAAGACAAUACUUGCUGGAAAACAAGACAUGUCAGUGUCAACAGUAA
Balearica regulorum gibbericeps (East African grey crowned-crane) is the source of this 1434-nucleotide messenger RNA. RefSeq names its product CD4 molecule (gene CD4). The record is from RefSeq and is a predicted model, not a curated record. Lineage: Eukaryota; Metazoa; Chordata; Aves; Gruiformes; Gruidae.